Pyricularia pennisetigena is the source of this 219-nucleotide messenger RNA. RefSeq lists its product as uncharacterized. The transcript is spliced from 2 exons. Lineage: Eukaryota; Fungi; Ascomycota; Sordariomycetes; Magnaporthales; Pyriculariaceae. Bases 1 to 219 code for a protein of 72 amino acids. The record is from RefSeq and is a predicted model, not a curated record.
AUGUCGAGCACGAAGUUUAUGUUCAAGGCGGAAGGCUUUAAAGUGCACGUGUGUUGCUACUCGUUCGGGAAUGUGGUGACAGACACGCACCAGUCCCUGAGGGUGAUCACGCUCGAAUUCACCGACUCAGGCACCGCCCUGUACGAGAUGACCCCGGACCCCGUUCUAGUUGCGGAGAUGAUGGUGGACGGUACCCUGGUGUUUACAGCGACGUUGUAG